Linum tenue is the source of this 2689-nucleotide messenger RNA. The record is from the annotation of a GenBank genome assembly. Lineage: Eukaryota; Viridiplantae; Streptophyta; Magnoliopsida; Malpighiales; Linaceae.
AUGACCGACAACGACUGGCCCCCACAUUUCAUUAACAAACCCAAAAAUCCAUCUCAUCCGCUACUGGAGCGUGUCCUUCAUCCUGCCCGUUGGGAGGAGGUCCUCCCAACACUAGGUGGUAGGUGGGAGGACCUUAACUUUUCUGGGUGUAUGGCUCCCCGCCAGGCCGCCACAUACUCUCUCACUCUCAGCCUCUCCUGGUCGGUCGGUCAUUGCCCUCGCCCUCCAUUAGGCUUUACAACCACUAUCACCAUCACGAAGGUUUUGUCAGAGUAUCCUGAGGUGAAAAUGACCGAUGAGAAGCAGGAAGCUUCGUUAGGAGAAACCUACCCCGAGCUGAUGAAAAGCUGGAGGAUGAUGCUCUUCUUAGUUUUGGUGAAGGUCCGCCGUUUACCCUGCAAAGGCUAUGUGAGCCUAGCUUCUCGUUUCAGCGGUCAGACUGAGAAUUUGUUAGUGACCUCAACGUUGGCUGCUUGUACGGAUCCACAUCCACUAGCGACUCAAAAGCAGGAUGAAACUGACAAAGCAAGUCCAAACCAGCAGCAUCGAUCCAACUCGGAACAAAAUGGAGUCCAGCAGUCUACAGCAGCAGAUGGGGAUGAAAUAGUGGCCGAGAUCGAGACUGAUUGGCGAUGAGAUAAUUAUUGACACAGAACCCUUCGAAGAAAUGAAAUGGAUCGAUCUCCGGAGACAAAUUUAUGCAACAAUCUUGAAAAUCCUAACCAACCUCUAUCAGUUUAAAUGUGAAUCCAUUGGGGAUCGAAUCCAUCACUUGUUGCUUGUUGGUGAGCCAAUGAAUUGAUUUGAAGCUAUCGAUUAUUAUGCUUAUGGAUUCUGAGAACCAUCAGCCAAAGGAGCUCAUUGUAUAGCAUGUGACACAUUCAAGAUUAUUGAUCCAUAUCAAACACUGUGGAUUGAGUUACACAUCCAAAUUCAUUAUAUAUCCACAAGAAGGCAGUGCAGAACUCUUGCACUAUGCAUUAUGCAAGGUGUUGGUAUUACUACGACGACGAGGCUUUCACCCUGGGCGACAACUUGACUUCGAGCGGGUGCUUCAUAACAAUGGUAAACUCAGGCUUCUCCGUGAGAUCGACCUCCCCAGCAGCUUCCCACUUGAAGUUCCACACAAGAUUAGCCACAAAGUAUUCAAGAUGCAGCAUGGCUAGGGCAUACCCAGGACACAUCCUCCUUCCUGCACCAAAUGGCAUCAUCUUGAUCUCCUUGCUUCCAGUCAAAUCGAACUCACCACCACCUUCCAGGAACCUCUCCGGCUUGAACGCCAUGGGAUCCUCCCAAACCUGAGGAUCCCACCCCAGCUCAGCCACCAUGAAGUUUACAGCAGCAUUCUUGGGGAUCAUGAACUUGCCGUCCAGCACUGUAUCCUCCGUCACGGAAUGAGGCAGCAAGAAAUGUGCCGGCGGGUGUCUCCUCAAUCCUUCCAAGCUCACCGCCCUCAGGUACUUCAGCUUCCCCAGAUCCUCCUCCAAAACCUCUCCACUCCCUUCCACCACCACGCUUUCGAUCUCACGAAACAGCUUCUCCUGAACUUCAGGGUACUUCACCAAAUUCGCCAUGACCCACUCCAAUGCGGUGGUGGUCGUGUCAGUCCCCGCGCUGAGGAACUCGGAGGACAGGCUCAGAAUCUCGUCCUCGCUGAGCAUUCUCUUGUUACCAUUAUCUUGGGGGAGCUCCACUUCGAGCAACGAAUCCACGUAGCAGCUCCGUGCUUGUUCUUCUUCCUCCUCCAAUUUGCCAAUUUUCUCCCUCCUGGCUCUGAUGAGUGGGAGGAGAACCUGAUGUUGCUCGUGACGGAGCUGAUGAAAUUCAUUCCACGGGCGGCGGAGGAGGAACCUAGUGACCCGAGGCCAGAGGUUGAGUAUCUGAAAGCGCUGGAAUCCAAGCAGCAUCCUUCUCUGAGCUCGUCCCACCUCCUCGAUCUGAUCCUCACCCAGCCUGUCGCCGAAGCACAUGAGCACCAGCAGGGCGAACAUGGCGUGGUGGAGGUGAUCCUUCAGCCUCAGGGUGCUCUGUUGUUGUUGAUGGUGGGCUUGAAGGCGGCGGAGGAGGAUUUGGAGGACCCAGGAGCGAGCGCGGGAGAAUGACCUGACGCGGGAAGGGUGGAGGACUUGGGAAGUGAGGUUGCGGCGGAGGAGGCGCCAGGUGAGGCCGUAGGAGGCGGAGCUGAUGUUGUGCUGGUUGGCAGAGGUGAUUUUGGAGAGCGGCGGAGCGGGCGGGCGGUCGGCGAAAACGGCGCCGUCUUGGAUGAGGGCUUGGUGGGCUAGGGAGUGGGAGGAGAUGAAGAUGGCCGGACGGGAGAAGAUGCGGAUUGUGAAGAUGGAGCGGUACUUGGCGCGGAGCUUGCGGAGGGCUGGUUCGAGGUCGGAGAAUCCUUUGCUUCGCAGCAUCCAGAGGAAGGUGCCGAUGAUUGGGAUGGAGAAGGGUCCUGGUGGGAGCUUGUUGUUGUGGGAUGGGAAGAGGUGGGUUUUGCAGAGUAGGAGAGCUAGGGAAGAUACAAGGGAGGUGAUGAUGGCGCCGAUGAUCCAGCUGGUUUCCUCCAUGGAUGCUCUCUCUGCGAUAAGAUGGACAAAGGAAAAAAAGAAGAGAGAUGGGAGGAGGGCUAUGAAGUUUUGCUGAAUUUUUUGUCAUCUUCCUUUCGGUUUUAUUCCAAAGUAGACUGGAAUUUGCUUCU